Messenger RNA from Cryptomeria japonica (Japanese cedar), 1764 nucleotides. RefSeq names its product pectinesterase-like. Gene Ontology annotation, biological process: cell wall modification. Gene Ontology annotation, molecular function: pectinesterase inhibitor activity; pectinesterase activity. The record is from RefSeq and is a predicted model, not a curated record. The transcript is spliced from 3 exons. Bases 1 to 1764 code for a protein of 587 amino acids. Lineage: Eukaryota; Viridiplantae; Streptophyta; Pinopsida; Cupressales; Cupressaceae.
AUGGGCGGGGUGAAUAUAAGCCAUGGCGAGCUUAAUGACAGAGAAGAGCUACACGCCAGGAGCAAGGGUAGUAAAAGAAUUCUUGUCACCCCAUUGGCUUCUGCAUUGAUGGUCGGUGCCGUUAUCUUCCUCGCAGUUGGAGUUGAAGGGCAUGAUAACGAGAGAGCCAAAGAUGUGCGAACGAAUCGUUUGGGAAGGGGUAAAUCGACGUCAAAUGCCGUGAAUGAUGGAUGCAGCAGCACGCUUCACCCAGAAUUGUGCGUCUCAAGUCUCUGUAGUUUUGGCGGCUUAUCCAGUGAAGCCGGUCCCAUGGAGAUCGUGAACGACGCUGUGAGUGUGGACAUAUUGGCGGUGGAGAAGGCUAAGGCGCAUCUUUCUGGACUGAGUCGGGUGGCAGUCACUCCAAGGCAACUCGGUGCUCUCCAAGACUGCAUUCAGCUCUUUGAUCUGACUUUAAGCGAUUUAGAGAAAUCUCUGUUAAAUGUUAGCAACUCUAACAGUAACUUUUUGGCGUGGAGGCAGGCAUUUGAUGUUGAGACUUGGCUGAGUGCAGCUCUGACCAACCAGGCCACCUGUUUGGAAGGGUUUCAGGAGGCCAGUGGAGGUCGACAAAUAAGUUUCAGUAGCAAUUUGCGUAAUGUAUCGCGGCUUCUCAGUAAUUCUCUGGCCUUGGUGAAGAAUAUUUCUGUUGUGGGAAGACACCACAACCGACGUUUGUUGUCAGAAGAAGGUCGUUCAAAUCGUGAAGAAUUCCCGUCCUGGUUGUCAUCUGCGGAUAGAAGAAGACUUCUACAGGACGAUACCAGCGAUAAUGCCAUUUUAGCUGACAGUGUGUUGACUGUGGCGCAGGACGGCACUGGUAAUUAUACAACAAUAAACGAAGCCAUCGGCACCGUUCCAAACAACAGCCUGGAUAGAUAUGUGAUCUAUGUGACAGAGGGCGUGUACGAGGAGUAUGUAGAAAUACCCAGUUACAAGACAAAUAUUAUGUUGCUGGGAGAUGGGAUUAACGCCACUGUGAUUACAGGAAACAGAAGCGUGGUAGAUGGAUGGACUACAUUCCACUCUGCAACUGUCGCCGUUGUGGGCGCAGGAUUCCUUGCUCGGGAUAUCACGUUCGAAAACACGGCAGGCCCGGAUAAACAUCAGGCGGUUGCUCUCAGAGUCGGCUCCGAUCUCUCAGCUUUCUACCGUUGCAGCUUCCUAGGUUACCAAGAUACUCUUUACGUGCAUUCCUUUCGUCAAUUUUACAGGGAAUGUGAUAUUUACGGCACUGUAGAUUUCAUCUUCGGGAACGCUGCAGUAGUUUUUCAGAGUUGCAAUCUUCUGGCCAGAAAACCAAUGGCGAAUCAACAGAAUACAUUUACAGCUCAAGGAAGAAGCGACCCGAAUCAGAAUACAGGUAUUUCCAUUCAAAAUUGCAAUGUUAGUGCCGCACCUGAUCUGGUUGCAGUAAAGAGUUCGUUCGAAACAUACUUGGGGAGGCCAUGGAGAGAAUAUUCUCGCACGGUUUAUAUAAAUUCAUUCAUAGACGACGUGGUUCACCCCCGGGGUUGGCUGGAAUGGUUGGGAAACCAGUCUUUGAGUACGCUCUACUAUGGUGAAUAUAUGAACUGGGGAGCAGGAGCAGGAACUGCAGCGCGCGUUCAAUGGCCUGGUUAUCACAUCAUGAACAUUUCUGAUGCUCUAAAUUUUACUGUGGCGAAUUUCAUAUCUGCAGAUACGUGGUUAAAUACUGUACCCUUCACUUCAGGCUUGGCAUAA